Vanrija pseudolonga is the source of this 1347-nucleotide messenger RNA. RefSeq lists its product as uncharacterized. The transcript has 4 exons. Bases 1 to 1347 code for a protein of 448 amino acids. NCBI's taxonomy places the organism in Eukaryota, Fungi, Basidiomycota, Tremellomycetes, Trichosporonales, Trichosporonaceae. The record is from RefSeq and is a predicted model, not a curated record.
AUGGACGCCGCGGCGUCCAGCACGGUGGUUCUCUCGCCGAGCUCUGCUAUCGACGCUGCCGUCGCCGCUCUGACGACCUUGUCGCCCGGCUCCCCUGCCCUCUCAGCCGUACCUGCGCCGUUUGGCCAGCCAUUUCAUGCCAAAGCCGACAUGCUCAGCGCCCUUGAGCCAUCGUUGAACGCUGCGAUCGACUUGUACUUUGUCAAGCUACACGCGAUCAACCCGAUCGUCGACGCAAACUCGGUCAGGCAGCGAUUGGGACAAAAGGAGCAUCUGCACAAUGAGAUAUUCGCCUCCAUGGUGCUCUGCAUGGUUGCCAUGCGCUUCUGUCUCCCCGACGCGGCCCCGCACAGUCCGACGAGUAACGCCGUGGUCCUCCUUCGAGAGGCUAUGGCCUUGGCCAGUGUGAACAACGACUCGGAUCUGCGGCCCACGCUCGACCGCAUGUCGGCGGCCAUGCUCAUGGCCAAUGUCCUGCGUGUCACGACUGGCUUCAACUGGGCCUAUGUCAAGACCAAGGAGGCAAUCACGCUAUCAGAGCUGCUGCAGCUGGACGACCCCUUGGCCUACGACCAGUUCACAGAGGCCGAGAAGGAGAUUGCCAUCAGCAUGUUCUGGAAGCUGGCCGUAGCCGAGAGAUCCAAUGCUCUGCUCGCGCAACACUGUGGGGCAAACGCAUUCCGUCCGUCCGUGUCAAUACGCGGGCAAAUCACCCAUCUGUCCUCGCUGCGUAAGGCUGCAGUAGACAAGCCAGUGGUAUGGCGAUUAGAGCCUACCGCGCGACUGUUCGAAGCCAUGGACCCAUCGUUGAUCGAUUGCAUCACCAGCAAAUGCUCUCCGCCCGACUGUCGUAUGGCUGUUUCAGUCGCACUUCUCGCGCAUAGUUCGCUCGACGCAGUGCCGCUCUCGGCCCACCAGUCGCCCGUGCAAGUCGCCGACGUCCUUUUCACCCGGCUGUGGAUGCACAGCGAGGUGUGGCGAGCAUGCAUGACACACUCGCUUCUCCAAGCCGAGGACGACGAUAGUUUGCCACAGCUGCUUGUUCGGUAUCCAGUCGAAGUCAUGGCCCAGGCCUGCGAGGUCGCCGAUGGCCUCUCGUUCGAGGCUAUCCUGGGGAACGGACAGGCCAUGUCUAACAAGCUGCGGGCAAUUGCGUCGACAGCAGACUGGGUGCUGAGUCUCCCCGAUCCCCCGCGUUCCUACGACGCGGUAGACUCCAUCGCGGAGGGCAUCGCUAUGCGCGACCGGCUCAACGACAUUGCAGAUCGCCUGGCAGACGCGCCGUGGGUGCGGUAUGACUUGCCCGGGCUGGGGCACCGCCUGUCAAGACCACGUCCACUCGUGUAG